Messenger RNA from Puntigrus tetrazona (Sumatra barb), 2082 nucleotides. RefSeq names its product ankyrin repeat and SOCS box protein 15-like. Gene Ontology annotation, cellular component: cytoplasm. The transcript has 9 exons. The coding region runs from base 65 to 1813 and encodes 582 amino acids. NCBI's taxonomy places the organism in Eukaryota, Metazoa, Chordata, Actinopteri, Cypriniformes, Cyprinidae. Gene Ontology annotation, molecular function: protein binding. The record is from RefSeq and is a predicted model, not a curated record. Gene Ontology annotation, biological process: intracellular signal transduction.
AUAACUCAUCUUGCAGCACUUUGCUCUGAUUAGCUCCAGCAGUCACAGAUGCGCUCUUUGAUUUAUGGGACAUUUUCUAGAUGGACAUGAUAUGCGAGACAAGAUGAAUGAGGAUGAUUUCAACGAUUAUCUCCUUCAGCUGAGCAUUGAAGAGUCUUAUCACGAGGCAUUUGCAAUAUCGAAAACCAGCUCCUCCAGCGAUGAAAAUCUAAAACUGAUCGCUGCAAUCCAGACAGGUAAUACAGCAGUCAUCCAUGAGCUCAAGCAAUUUCCUUCAGCCUUCAAGGAAGUUGACCGUAAUGGACUUCUGCCGCUCCAUCGAGCCGCCAUGCAACCAUUGGGGAAAGUACUGGAGGCGAUUCUUGUCUCCAGCCAACCAGACUUGGAGGAGAAAGGUAGGAAUGGAGAGACUGCCUUGACUUUAGCAACCCAAUCAGGACUGGAGGAAAACGUCAGGAUCCUUUUGGAACAUGGAGCACUACCACAGAACCCCAACAGCAAAAAGGAGUCUCCACUUCUGCUGGCGGUAAGAGUCCGAUCUUAUCAAAUGGUGUACGCUCUCAUUGCACACGGAGCUGUAGUGGAUCAGGUAUGUUCAAAGAGGUGGACAGCACUGCAUGAAGCAGCCCAAGUGGGCUGCACUGACAUCUUAAUGCUGCUGUUGAGACGUGGCGGUCAAAUAUCAGCAAGGGACUGUCAUGGAGCAACACCGUUGAGCGUAGCGGCAGAAUGCGCCAAUCUAGAAAUCCUGCAAAUUCUCAUUGAUAGUGGAGCCGAUGUGAAUGCACAGUCCUGUAAGGGUGAAAGUGUGCUGAUGGAUGCAGCUGGUUCUGGAAACCCAGACUGUGUGGAGCUUCUGAUUCAACAUGGAGCCUCACCAAACCUGGCCAGCUUGACUGGGCAUCUUCCUAUUCAUCGCGCGACCUAUGAGGGCCACUAUCUUGUGCUAAAAAUGCUGAUCUCAGUCACAAGCAAGACGGCUCUCAUAGAGUCUGGCCAGAGUCCAGUACACUCUGCUGCAGAUGGAGGUCAUGUGCAUUGCCUGCAGCUCCUGAUUGACAGCGGUUUUGAUGUGAACUCUCUACUUGACCAAACCAUCUCUGACAACUACAGUGACAUGCGUAGGAGCGCCCUUUACUUUGCCGUCUCAAAUGGAGACGUGACUUGCACAGAGAUGCUGCUGAAUGCAGGAGCCAAGCCUGACCUGGAUCCCCUGCACUGCCUCCUGGUGGCGGUGAGAUCUGGGAGGUAUGAGAUUGUCAGGAUUCUCCUGUCCAGCCGAGCUGACGUCAACUGUUACUUCACAGAGGUCAACGACACAGUGUUUCCCACUGCCUUGCAAUACUGUCUGAAGGAUGAGGAGAUGAUGCGAUUACUUCUUAAUAAUGGAUAUGACGUAGGCAAAUGUUUCCAUUGUCACCAUGAUCUCCAUUUCAACAUGGGGUUUGAUUGGAAGGACAUCCAUCUACGUAAACCAUGUGAUAUCUGUGAUGAAGGAGAUGAGAAAAUACCCUUCUGUGACUUCAUGAGUCUGUACUGCCUGGUUGACCUGUCGGGACGAGCGGUACUGAUCCUACUGAACUAUGUCAGCCGCGUCCCCCUCUGCUCACGUCUGAGACCCAUCCUGGAGAAACAAGAGGAGUGGGAAGAGAUAUGCACCAUCUUGAACAACCCACGAUCCCUGAAGCACCUCUGUCGUCUGGAAAUCAGAAAGCACAUGACCAUUAAAAGACUGUAUGAUAACGUUACAAUGGAUUCUUUUCCACCUCUGAUUAAAAAUUACCUGCUGUACAAGGAGUAUGAUCUGACUUAACACAAAUAUAAUAACGAAUGUAAGUUUUCUUGCAUGAAUCUUUCACUGAAUGUUACACGUUGUGCUACGUACUGUACAUUAGUGUAAGCUAUUACUGAACACCAAUAUACGAAUACCAAAUUUGUACUGUAUGGAUGAACUUUUAUAACAAAAAUAGGAUUUUAUAAUGUUAAUUGUAUUCAUGUAACAUGGUGAAUCCUAUAAAGUACAGUGAUUAAAAUGAUUUUGCAACUGUCUGGGAUAUUAAAUAAAAUGUACUUUUUCAUUCA